Molecule: messenger RNA, 2966 nt
Organism: Dermacentor andersoni
Lineage: Eukaryota; Metazoa; Arthropoda; Arachnida; Ixodida; Ixodidae
Product: NADPH oxidase 4-like
Biological process (GO): defense response; superoxide anion generation
Cellular component (GO): plasma membrane; NADPH oxidase complex
Molecular function (GO): superoxide-generating NAD(P)H oxidase activity
Source: RefSeq, a predicted model, not a curated record
CCUGCGGAAGAGAACAGAAAGGAUUCAACAGCCGGGAGGGCGGGGAUGGCGGGCGUCUGCCACUUGACCUAGAGAGGAGAGCUGCCUUGCCGGGCGUGAAAAGAGCGAGGGGCCACGUAAGGGAGAGAGCGGGGGGCAAGGAUGUCGGAGAGCAGCGCAGCCGGACGAUCAGCGUGGCGCAAGUUGCUUGUCUUGCACCGCCGCUGCCGCUCGGCUGCCUGUUGCUCUCGGAGCUCCCCUCGUCGUGUGAGAGACGGCAUGCGCUGAAAGCGCGCUCGCGCGGUGAAAGCGGAGAAAGCGGCGGCGGCGAACGGUUCAUCUGGCCCCUCGUCGACCAGCGCCACGACGGCUGCCCCGUCGACCCUCGGGAAUCGCGCGGGAAAUAUGCGCUCUUCGCUGCUGCCUUCGCUGUCGCCGGCGACGUCUGAUGGAUCUGCGGCGGAGUAGGGACGUGUCCGCUGUUCCGGGACGCUUAGAACGCUACAGGUGUUGUUCUGCUAGCAUCCGACGCCACUUCGCUGUCACGUGAGCCAGCAGACGACAAAAAAAAAAACGACUUCGAUAUCGACGGCCGUGCGAGCGGCGACUCCGGUUUUCGACUGUGGAUGAUGGUGGUGACGAUGGACGUUGUUACGACGACGCCCACGACUGUGGCGCGCGGUCGUGAUGCGGCUCCUGGGAGUGAUGAGGCAUCUGUGACGGCGUGCCUCGUUAGGUGUUGGAGGCGCUUCAAAGUAGCAGCGCGGUCUCGGGCACUGAUGGUCGCAUGGAUAGGCGCUGUCACGGCCAUAUUUUUUGCCACCUACUGCACGUACAAAUACGAAGAGAAGCACUUCUAUUUACGCCAAAUACUCGGGGUAGGCCUCUGCUUGUCCCGAGCAACAGCGGCAGUGAUCAACUUCAGUUGCUUCAUGGUGCUCAUUCCAAUGUGCAGGACACUGCUGCAGAUUCUCAGUUCCUGGUUGCCCCCGAAAUUUCACGGGUGCGUGCGGGUAUGUGUGGACCAAGGUGUCGGGCUGCACGUACUUUUUGCCGCAACCAUCAUCAUCACUUCAAUUGUCCAUUCUUUGGCACACCUUGUUAACGCGUGCAACUUUUCUUCUUACUACUCGCACGACUAUGUGGAAAUCAACAUGGCCAGGUAUCCCGGAGAGGAUCCGCUUUUGAUGAUACUCAGGACAGUUCCAGGUUGGACUGGUCUCGCGAUGGUGUGCCUUCUCCUCUUUCUUUCCGUGGCGUCCCUCAAGUGUGUCAGGAGAUCAUGCUAUGACCUGUUCUGGUACUCUCAUCACCUUUUAUUGCUGUUCCUGGUGUUAGCAAUCUUUCAUCCGCUCAGCGGAGUCCUUAAGGAACAAGUUAACAUCGAGGAACACGUUCCUGGUUGCCAGUUUAUGAACACCAGCAGGAGGGACGAGAUUCCUUAUCCAGAGCCGCGGCCGGACGUUGGCGUCUGCUUUGCUCCGCCUGUUUUCAUUUCCCAGAAGAGUGAGACGUGGAAGUGGAUCCUGGCGGCCUUUGCGCUCUUCGGCCUGGACGCCUGUUGGCGGCUCUACAGGCGGCGCUCGGCCGCGAAGCUCGAAGCAGUCCAGCUGCACGGCGCACCUGCAGAAUUCAAGGCCGACGUGGUGGCGGCUCCUGCGGCUCCGGGGUCCCCCGGCGAAUUUCCGCCUCCCGGCGCUUACCCGUACCGUGACUCGAUCGUGGAACUGCGACUCGCCAAGAAGGGGAUGCUCGCCAGGCCGGGUCAGUAUGUGCUACUCAACUGCCCGAAGAUAUCGUUGUUGGAGUGGCAUCCAUUCACAGUAACAUCGUGUUCUAAAGGUGGGGACAACACAUUCACGCUACACUUGACUACAAAUGGCGACUGGACAGGUGUGCUGCGAACGAAGCUCGUCGCUCCGAAAGCUUCCAAAAAAAGCGACAAGCCAGCCUAUCCCAAAUUGUACGUGGACGGCCCUUUCUGCAGCAGGUCCGAACGGAUAGGACGCAGUGCCAUCACUAUUUGCAUCGCCGGUGGUAUCGGGAUAACUCCUUUUGUAUCGUUCUUCAAUCACAUAAUCUCUUCGAAGAACGUGCUGCGAGUUGAACGCCUCCACUUAGUUUGGGUCAGCAGAAGCAUCAGCAUGUUCACCACCUUUGCGGAUCACCUGACCAACCUUCAUUACGAGAUGUGGAGACAGAACUUGCCUGAUUUUUUCACCAUGCACCUUUACGUGACACAAGGUAACCCACACGGUACUGUGUCGAAUGAAUUUUGGCAGAAGUACCAAUUACUUGCGAACCGGAUACGUGUGGGAAGACCAGAUUGGUCACGUCUGUUUCGUGAGUGGCAGACGGUAUACCAAAGGCAAAAGGUCGCCGUAUUUUCGUGCGGACCGGCCUCACUCAACAAGGAAAUCAAGAAGCACUGUCACAUCGCCACCCUUGCGGGGCACAAGUUCGCCUUCUACAAGGAGAGCUUCGCCUGAGACUCUCGUAUCCGCGAGCGGGACAAGCCGAACGAGAACGCCUCACGUGCUGCCGGCUGCACUUCCCAGUCAUUGCUUGUGAUACUCGCUGUUUGCGCUGUGUUGUCUUUAGAAGUGACCUGAACCUCGAUCACCGGAAACUCAAACCUAUUGUGCAUCGGACUGUCACGGGAACGACGCUCAGCAAAUGCCUCUGAAAGUGAAAGCUUGCAUCGGUGAUGCAACCGGUCUUUUGUCUCGAGGACAGAUGACUUCCGGGUCGUUAGACCUUUCCUUCAGAGACGUUCUGUUAUUUGUUGUUGACUGCUGUGUUGUGCCUGAUAUCAACUGCUCCGUUUAUUUAUUUGUUAGUUGAUGUUAUUUACCGGCAACGCCCCCCGCUAAUACGCGUUUAAGAUUACGUUUACUUUAGCGCGAGAGAGUUCCUUCUGUUGUCUCAGUACCAGAGCUACGUUGUUCUUUUUUUCUUUGACGAAUAAACAUAAGUCCUAGACUUGA